CACAGCCAGCCACAACCCCUCACUGCUCCUGGACCAAAAUAGACAGUUGAGGGCUCAGCUGCUGACAUCAACCAGAAAUGGCUGCCACCGGAGUUCUCCCCUUCAUAAGGGGGGUAGACCUCAGUGGAAACGACUUCAAAGGUGGGUACUUCCCGGAGCAUGUCAAGUCCAUGAGCAGUCUGCGAUGGCUGAAACUGAACAGGACCGGACUGUGUUACCUCCCAGAGGAGCUGGCCUCUCUGCAGAAACUGGAGCAUCUUUCAGUCAGCCACAACAGUUUGACCACCUUACAUGGAGAAUUGUCCAGCCUGCCAAAUCUACGGGCGGUGGUAGCCAGAGCCAACAACCUGAAAAACUCUGGAGUCCCAGAUGAUAUCUUCCAGCUGGACGACCUCUCUGUGCUGGACCUGAGCUACAACCAGCUGACAGAGAUCCCCAGAGACCUGGAGAACAGCAAAAAUAUGCUGGUGCUAAAUCUGAGCCAUAACGGCAUCGACGCCAUCCCCAACCAGCUGUUCAUCAACCUGACAGACCUGCUGUACCUGGACCUGAGCGACAACAAGCUGGACAGCCUGCCUCCUCAGAUGAGACGCCUGGUUCACCUGCAGACGCUCAUCCUGAACAACAACCCACUGAUGCAUGCCCAGCUACGACAGCUUCCCGCCAUGGUGGCGUUACAAACUCUCCACCUGAGGAACACACAGAGGACCCAGAGCAACAUGCCCACCAGCCUGGAGGGUCUGACACAUUUAGCAGACGUUGACCUGUCCUGUAAUGACCUGACGCGGGUGCCGGAGUGCCUCUACUCGCUAGGCAGCUUGAAGAGACUCAACCUCAGCAGUAAUCAGAUCUCAGAGCUGUCUCUGUGCAUCGACCAGUGGACUCAGCUGGAGACGCUUAACCUGAGUCGCAAUCAGCUCACUUCACUGCCUUCUGCUAUCUGUAAGCUGUCUAAACUGAAGAAGCUGUACGUAAACUCGAACAAACUGGACUUUGACGGGGUCCCACCAGGCGUUGGCAAACUGUCCAGCCUUACUGAGUUCAUGGCUGCAAACAACAACCUCGAACUUAUCCCAGAGGGUCUCUGCAGGUGUGGCAAGCUGAAGAAGUUGGUACUAAAUAAAAACCGCUUGGUUACGCUACCUGAAGCCAUCCACUUCUUGACCGAUUUAGAGAUUCUGGAUGUGCGUGAGAACCCUAACCUUGUGAUGCCUCCUAAACCCGUGGACAGAGCAGCCGAGUGGUACAACAUCGACUUCUCUCUGCAGAACCAACUUCGGCUGGCCGGGGCCUCGCCUGCUACCGUGGCUGCUGCUGGAGGAGGAGCCAGCCCCAGAGAUCAUUUGGCGAGGAAGAUGAGGCUGAGGAGGAGGAAGGACUGCUCUCAGGACGAUCAGGCCAAGCAGGUGCUGAAGGGGAUGAGUGACGUCGCACAGGAGAAGAAGAACCUGGAGGAAAACGGUGACUUGAAAUAUGGAGAUUUAAAGAUCCGACGCUGGGACCAAAGCCUAGAGAAACCUCAGCUGGACUAUUCUGAGUUCUUUUUGGAGGACGUGGGGCAGGUUCCAGGUGUGGCAGUGUGGCAGAUAGAAAACUUUAUUCCCGUCCAAGUUGAUGAAACUUUCCAUGGAAAGUUCUACGAGGCUGAUUGCUACAUCAUCCUCAAGACCUUCCUGGAUGACAACGGCGCCUUGAGCUAUCAGAUCUUCUACUGGAUCGGUCAGGAGGCCACUCUAGACAAGAAGGCGGGCUCGGCCAUCCACGCCGUCAACCUCAGAAACUUCCUCGGUGCAGAGUGCAGAACGAUACGAGAGGAGAUGGGUGACGAGAGCGAGGAAUUCAGUGCUGUGUUUAACAAUGAGAUCUCCUACAUCGAGGGAGGAACAGCCAGUGGAUUCUACACGGUGGAGGACACUCAGUACUCUGUCAGGUUGUACAGAGUUUAUGGGAAGAAAAACAUCAGACUGGAGUCCGUACCUGUGAAGGGCUCCUCCCUCGACCCACGUUUCGUCUUCCUCUUGGACACAGGCCUGGACAUUUAUGUCUGGAGAGGAGCCAACGCCACCCUGAGCGGCACCACGAAGGCCAGAUUAUUUGCAGAAAAGAUAAAUAAAAACGAGCGAAAGGGGAAGGCAGAGAUAACGACCCUGAUGCAGAAACAGGAGCCGCCGGAGUUCUGGGAAACACUUGGAGGACAGCCGGAGGAGAUUAAGAAACACGUACCAGAUGAUUUCUCUCCUAUCAGACCUAAACUAUACAAGGUGGGUCUGGGUCUGGGCUACCUGGAGCUGCCACAGAUUAACUACAAGCUGUCAGUCGAGCACAAAGACGCCAAGGUCAAACUGGACACGCUGCCAGAGCUGAGACUGUUGCAGUCCCUGCUGGACACUAAAUGCGUGUACAUCCUGGACUGUUGGUCUGACGUGUUCAUCUGGAUCGGGAGGAAGUCUCCUCGCCUCGUCAGAGCGGCCGCCUUAAAGCUGGGUCAGGAGAUCUGCUCCAUGCUGCACCGGCCCAAGCACUGCUGCGUCACUCGCAACCUGGAGGGCACUGAAUGUCAGGUGUUCAAGUCCAAGUUUAAGAACUGGGACGACGUGUUGAAGGUGGACUACACCCGAGCAGCUGAGACGGUUCAGCAGAACGACAACCUGCAGGGCAAGGUGAAGAAAGACUCGGAACAGAAAGAUCAGAUGAAGGCCGACCUCACGGCUCUCUUCCUCCCCAGACAGCCAGCCAUGCCUCUCACUGAGGCUGAGCAGCUGAUGGAGGAGUGGAACGAGGAUCUGGACGGUAUGGAGGGAUUCGUGUUGGAGGGGAAGAAGUUUGCUCGUCUGCCUGAGGAGGAGUUUGGACACUUCCAUACUCAGGACUGCUACGUCUUCCUCUGCAGAUACUGGGUACCCGUGGAGUACGAGGAGGACGAGAAGGAGAAGAAGGAGGGUGAAGGUGGUGAAGGAGGAGGAGGAGGAGGAGGAGGAGGAGGAGCAGCAGAGGAUGAGGAGGACAAACAGCCUGAGGAAGACUUCCAGUGUGUGGUCUACUUCUGGCAGGGCAGGCAGGCCUCCAACAUGGGCUGGCUCACCUUCACCUUCUCCCUGCAGAAGAAGUUUGAGAGUCUGUUCCCCGGAAAGCUCAAGGUGGUGCGGAUGACACAGCAGCAGGAGAACCUCAAGUUCUUGUCGCAUUUCAAGAGGAAGUUCAUCAUCCACAAAGGGAAGAGGAAACAGAAGACGGACUCUGCUCAGCCUUCUCUCUACCACAUACGCACAAAUGGCAGCGCACUUUGCACCAGGACGAUCCAGAUUGGAACAGAUUCCAGUAAUCUCAACUCAGAGUUCUGCUUUAUCCUCAAGGUACCGUUUGAGAGCACAGACAAUCAGGGCAUCGUUUACACCUGGGUGGGCCGAGCUGCCGACCCCGACGAGGCCAAACUGGCCGAGGACAUCAUGAACAGCAUGUUUGACGACACCUACAGCAAACAGGUGAUCAACGAGGGGGAGGAGCCAGAGAAUUUCUUCUGGGUGGGGAUUGGUUCUCAGAAGGAGUACGAUGAAGAUGCAGAUUAUAUGAAAUACGCUCGACUCUUCAGGUGUUCGAACGAGAAAGGUUACUUCUCCGUGUCGGAGAAAUGCUCGGACUUCUGUCAGGACGACUUGGCGGACGAUGACAUCAUGCUGCUGGACAACGGCAAAGAGGUGUACAUGUGGGUCGGUACUCAGACGAGCCAGGUGGAGAUCAAACUCAGCCUCAAAGCCUGCCAGGUUUACAUCCAGCACAUGCGCUCUAAAGACACCGAACACCCCCGGAAGCUCCGACUGGUGCGGAAGGGAAACGAGCCUCACUGCUUCACGCGCUGCUUCCACGCCUGGGGGGCUUUCAAAACUCCGCCCUCGUAGACAAACGCACAGAAACGCUCACAUCAGAUGUUGUUGCUGCCAUGUAAUUUUUCUACCUGUAAGAUUAAGAUGAUGUCUAUCCCCGCUCCGGUUCCUUCCCUCCAUCCUUCUGCAGCCUGACGUCCAGACUUUCCCGUCAGGGCGCUGUCAGCCAUGUUAUAUCCCUGCAAAAGACCUGUUUUUUCUACAUGCUCUUUAGAAAUGAGAGGAUAAGUUUAAGGUGUACAGAGGCUUUAUAAACAUAUCGAUCUGAUUGGCUGCUUUCUCGUGGCUCUGGCUGCAUGUUCAAUAGUUUCCCAGCGGAGGCGUCGCUCCUCCGCGCUCCGUGCCAUUUUGCACAGCUCCUUUGAGGCAGUUUAAGGCAGAUAAAAGUUUAAUUUUACACUUUGUUUUUCAUAUUUGAGGGAGUGACCAGGAGACAGCACUAUAAUUGUUUCUUUCUGAGGAAUGUUGGAUUAUCUUCUACUUUCUGUUUGCUGUAUGUGUGUGUUUGCCCCAUACGCCUUCAUUUACAUGGGGACGGUUUCCUUCCUGUUCAGCUCUCACCUUCUCUAACUCCUGCACUGAUCUAAGGUCUGCCGUCAAACAUACUGAGGUUUUAAUUGUUGAACUCAUUCGGCCAAAGAAGUCCUCUCAGACGCAACGGUGCAUGUUAAGGAUUGUGAGACGGCGCCUCGUUUUAGGUGAAAUUUAAGGGUUUCUAUGUGCAAUCAGUAGAGCCUUGGAGAUACUGAGACUAGAUGAUGCUGCGUUCUGUGGUACAGGCUGCAAAAAUGUUGAUUUUCUGCAGCAGAAAAAAUGAGAAAACAUGAAGAGUUUCCUCCCAGAACGGUCUUUAUUUAAAAAGUGAAGCAUGAUGUUUAAAGUUUUAUCUUGUUUUGGAACGAAACUCUUCAUUUUUAAUUUUAUUGGGAGAGCUUCACAACAAAUUAGAAACAUAUCUUUACAAAUACAUACUGACCACUUUAUUAGGUACAGCUACUCAUGAACACUAUGCUCUAAUCAUGGCAGAAACUGAUGCAAUGUUGCUGCCAUUUGAUUGGUUGAUUUGCAUUGAAAGCUCUUGAUCAGGCGUACCUAAUAAAGUGACAAGUGAGUCUAUAACACCAUCUGCUUCCUGUGUCGUUUACAGCGUGGACUUUUUAAAUCCUUUACCUCCAGGGUGAACAGAACUGCUGCACUGCUCCUUGUGGUCAUGUGACCUGCGUGGUGAGCAGGAAGUGAUGAAGCUACAGAUGUUUCUUCUGGCUGCAUCCUGCCGUCGUUGAGUUUCUUUCUCUUUAUUUUGUGGGGUGAUUGUAUGCCUGAUAGUGUGUUUGAGUCCUACAUGCAUAUGUAUGUGUGUAUAUAAAUCUGUGCACAUGCUCCUGAUGCCACCUGCAGAUGCUUUAUUUAUGUAUUUUAUAUUAAAAUAAAAUGUCACAGUACA
Molecule: messenger RNA, 5325 nt
Organism: Cheilinus undulatus (humphead wrasse)
Lineage: Eukaryota; Metazoa; Chordata; Actinopteri; Labriformes; Labridae
Gene: flii
Product: FLII actin remodeling protein
Exons: 31
Coding region: 78-3896 (1272 amino acids)
Biological process (GO): actin filament severing; actin polymerization or depolymerization; myofibril assembly
Cellular component (GO): cytoplasm; actin cytoskeleton; nucleus
Molecular function (GO): phosphatidylinositol-4,5-bisphosphate binding; actin filament binding
Source: RefSeq, a predicted model, not a curated record